GGAAGUUGGUUUUGCGCAUGUCACGUUAGCUCUUCUUCUAGAUAUUUCGUCCAAAACAUACUCACGAGGUUUAUCCUGUGAACCUUGACAACGCGAUUACACUGGUGUUUUUGAUCCAGAGACACACAGGUUCUUCAUUUUGGACGGUCUUUUCUGAGCUGCAGUCAUGGUGUGCAUUCCUUGUAUUGUGAUUCCUGUCCUGUUGUGGGUCUACAAGAGGUUCCUGGAGCCUAUCCUCUAUCCUUUCAUCUCACCCAUCAUGAAUACAUUCUGGACCAAAAAAGCGGUGCAGGAGACUGGCACUAGUGACCAAAAAGUUAGUGAAAACUGUAAUGGGACAUCCAAGCCUGAAAGCAAUGGUGAGGCCACUGCCAAUGGAUCUACGAUAGCAGCUGAUAAGAAGACAGACUAACACUUCUACAUUAUUAUAAUGCAUCUACAACAGUGUAAAUAUUUCUUGAUAUAAUAUAGAAAUUAUAAAUUAAGUUAUCAGUCUUCUUCAAAUGGUCUUCACAAAAUUCCAUAUUGUGUGUUUAACUUGUUUUUAAUUAUUUCAUUUAUAUUACAGUAACUUUAAGAAAUUAGUUAUUAUAUUUUCAUUGUUAAUCAUGACUUGAUACAAGACUUUAAUCUAUUGCAUAGUCAAAUUCAAUGGGAUAGUUUUUCUAAGUCAGACCUGCUGUUUAAUCAAUGAAUAAAAUAAAUUCUUCACAUGAA
Messenger RNA from Scomber japonicus (chub mackerel), 717 nucleotides. It is a transcript of the gene c21h18orf32, whose product is annotated as UPF0729 protein C18orf32 homolog. Gene Ontology annotation, biological process: positive regulation of canonical NF-kappaB signal transduction. NCBI's taxonomy places the organism in Eukaryota, Metazoa, Chordata, Actinopteri, Scombriformes, Scombridae. The transcript has 3 exons. The record is from RefSeq and is a predicted model, not a curated record. The coding region runs from base 167 to 412 and encodes 81 amino acids.